Messenger RNA from Oryctolagus cuniculus (rabbit), 4329 nucleotides. Lineage: Eukaryota; Metazoa; Chordata; Mammalia; Lagomorpha; Leporidae. The record is from RefSeq and is a predicted model, not a curated record.
AUGCGCGGCAGUUGUUGGGCGACAGUUACUCAAGCUUGCGAGAAAGCGCGCUCGGACGGUUACGGAGUUCGAGAAAAAGCGCUUGAAGAUGCGGCCGCAUUUUGGAUACCGCCUGCUCUACUGGGAGCUCGGUGCCAUUCACAGAGCUGCCAGCGCGGGCAAUGUGGCCGCAGUGGAGAAAAUGCUGAUUUGCAGAAGAAGCGGUGUAUGACGUGGACCACAAGAGCAGGACCGCUCUGCACUGGGCCUGUGCAAAAAGGCCACCAAGACGUGGUAGCUUUCCUCAUAAGCCAAAGAUGUCUACUUGAUCCGCAAGAUAAAAGGGCUGCAACACCGCUGAUAAAGGCUGUACAGUGUCCCGCUGAGAACUGUGCUACACUCUUACUGGAUCAUGGGGCUGAUCCAAAUAUUGAGGAUGAAAUUGGCAACACUGCUCUCCACUAUGUGGCCUACGGAGAAAAUAUAAGAAUGGCCGAAAAGCUGCUUUCCAGCAAUGCAGAUAUCGAAAAGAAAAAUAAGACUGGCCUCACACCACUGUUAGUGGCUAUUCAACAAAACCAAGAAACUAUGGUCAAAUUUUUAAUAUUACAGAAUGCAGAUGUUUUUGCAGUUGAUAAUCUAAACAGAACAUCCCUCAUGUUUGCGGGACGGUAUAGUACGGAAAACAUAGUACACAUGCUUCUUGAACUAGGGGUUGAUGUGCUUUCUGAAGACAUUGCUGGACAUUCUGCUAGGGAUUAUGCUCUUCAAAAACGUAAUAUGCAAAAUUACCAACUCAUUUCGUUGUUUCGAGAAAAUGCUGCACUUGAGAAGAUUGUAAAUACAAAUCCAGAUGAUGAGCAUUCUAAAGAAUAUAGAAAAAGGCUUUUGGAAAUACCUGAUGUUAAUCAUGAACUGCUUAUAUCAUAUGAGAAAGGCCUCAAUUCAUUUGCCAAGAAAGACUUAAUAAUUCCAGGACAUACAACUGCCAUCAUUCACAGUGCACCAGAAGAGCAACCCAAUAACGACAGAAUAACUCGUGUUCAUGGAGUCCAUGAAGAUAACAAAUGUGGAGCAGAAGAUGAAGCUAAAGAAUCAACUUCAGACCCUGAGGAAGGAAUGUCAACUAUAGCGGGUAAGAAGAGUAAAAAAUGUUUUUUCAUCACUCAAGUUGCUCCACAACAGCCAAUUAAUAAACAUGGGAUGGACUCUGAUCACACAUUGGACAAAGAUAACAAACGUAGUAAGGAGUCUACCUCCCAAAGAGAUCCUGAAGACAACAACUCACCAAGGAAUUCGAAGGCAGGAACGUCAGCUGUAGCGGGUAAGAAGAGUAAAAAACGUUUUUUCAUCGCUCAAGUUGCUCCACAACAGCCAAUUAAUAAAUAUGAGAUGGACUCUGAUCAUGCAUUGGACAAAGAUAACAAACGUAGUAAGGAGUCUACCUUCCAAAGAGAUCCUGAAGACAACAACUCACCAAGGAAUUCGAAGGCAGGAACGUCAGCUGUAGCGGGUAAGAAGAGUAAAAAACGUUUUUUCAUCGCUCAAGUUGCUCCACAACAGCCAAUUAUGAACUCUGAUCACGGAUUGGACAAAGAUAACAAACGUAGUAAGGAGUCUACCUCCCAAAGAGAUCCUGAAGACAACAACUCACCAAGGAAUUCAAAGGCAGGAACGUCAGCUGUAGCGGGUAAGAAGAGUAAAAAACGUUUUUUCAUCGCUCAAGUUGCUCCACAACAGCCAAUUAUGAACUCUGAUCACGGAUUGGACAAAGAUAACAAACGUAGUAAGGAGUCUACCUCCCAAAGAGAUCCUGAAGACAACAACUCACCAAGGAAUUCGAAGGAAGGAAUGUCAACCUUAGCGAGUAAGAAGGGCUUAAAAGAUAUCGCCAUCACUCAAGUUGCUCCACAACAGCCAAUUAAUGAAUAUGCGUUCAACUAUGAUCGUGGAUUGGACAAUGGUAACAUGGGUAGUAAGGAGUCUACCUCCCAAAGAGAUCCUGAAGACAACAACUCACCAAGGAAUUCGAAGGAAGGAAUGUCAACCUUAGCGAGUAAGAAGGGCUUAAAAGAUAUCGCCAUCACUCAAGUUGCUCCACAACAGCCAAUUAAUGAAUAUGCGUUCAACUAUGAUCGUGGAUUGGACAAUGGUAAGGAGUCUACCUCCCAAAGAGAUCCUGAAGACAACAACUCACCAAGGAAUUCGAAGGAGGAAUCCUCUGCAGAACCUCUAAAGAGGGAAGAAGUUGCAGUGCCUAUCUCCGGAAUAAGUGAUGAAGCUGUAGAAUCACCGUGGGAUUCUGAGGAAGAAACAUCAAGUGGAAAGGGUGAAGGUCGUGCUGCCACUGGAGGUGUCCCAGAAGGAGAUAUUCUGGAUUAUUUCCUGUCAUGUAGUUGGGCAAGGAUAGCCAAAGAGAGAAAAGCGUCAAUGGCAUCAAGUGGAGAUACUGAAAAGGAUGUGGCUGUCAGUCUAAGUGCCCAAGAGCAUGCAAAGGACACAUUAUCUGGUAUUGCUGGAGUGCCAGAAGACAAAACUAUUGAUAUGCCUGGCUUCAGACCAGAUGAUGAGCCUUUAAAAUACUCCUUAAAGUCUGAGGAAGGAACGUCAGCUGUAGCGGGUAAGAAGAGUAAAAAACGUUUUUUCAUCGCUCAAGUUGCUCCACAACAGCCAACUAUGAACUCUGAUCACGGAUUGGACAAAGAUAACAAACGUAAUAAGGAGUCUACCUCCCAAAGAGAUCCUGAAGACAGCCAAUCACCAAGGAAUUCGAAGGAGGAAUCCUCUGCAGAACCUCUAAAGAGGGAAGAAGUUGCAGUGCCUAUCUCCGGAAUAAGUGAUGAAGCUGUAGAAUCACCGUGGGAUUCUGAGGAAGAAACAUCAAGUGGAAAGGGUGAAGGUCGUGCUGCCACUGGAGGUGUCCCAGAAGGAGAUAUUCUGGAUUAUUUCCUGUCAUGUAGUUGGGCAAGGAUAGCCAAAGAGAGAAAAGCGUCAAUGGCAUCAAGUGGAGAUACUGAAAAGGAUGUGGCUGUCAGUCUAAGUGCCCAAGAGCAUGCAAAGGACACAUUAUCUGGUAUUGCUGGAGUGCCAGAAGACAAAGCUAUUGAUAUGCCUGGCUUCAGACCAGAUGAUGAGCCUUUAAAACACUCCUUAAAGUCUGAGGAAGGAACAUCAGCUGUAGCGGGUAAGAAGAGUAAAAAAUGUUUUUUCAUCACUCAAGUUGCUCCACAACAGCCAAUUAAUAAAUAUGGGAUGGACUCUGAUCACGGAUUGGACAAAGAUAACAAACGUGGUAAGGAGUCUACCUUCCAAAGAGAUCCUGAAGACAGCCACUCACCAAGGAAUUCGAAGACUAUUUCUACAAAUUCUUGGAAGGAAUCCAUUAAUCAAUCAAUGGCAGCAGAUGCAAAAGGAAAAGAUAUGAAUGAACCACUGGAAGAGUUUGCUAAGGGAUCCACUGAAUUGACGCCUCGUCUGGAAGCAAUACAUCCUUUUUGGGCAACAUCAGUGGGAAUGAAUGAAGUACAAACAUGCAGACAAGUUACAGGCAGAAUCAAGUUAAAACCAAUACCAAAACAUCUCAAGAGGCAUUUCCUUCCUCACUGCAAUACUAAUCAAUAUAAAAGCACAGAACCUGAGUUAAAAAAUGUCAAGUCUUCUCCAACAAAUAAUGACAUUAAAACAGCACCCAAGGAAGAACAAGAAUGGCUUGAUGGAAGUGAAAAUAAGCAGUUUGAAGAAAAAGGGCAGCGUUGCCAAAGUAAGGAAAUGGAAGUGUUAAGAAACUUGCAUGAAAGUGCUGCUCCUCCUGAUGACAGUGAUGGUUGUGGACUGAAUCAGCAGAGACAGAGUGGGGACCUUGACAACCAGCAAUCUGCCACUAAGAAGAGUGAAGAAUAUUAUUCCUGCCCUGCCUUGCAUAUAAAGGAAAUAAAAAAUGAAAAUGAAAAAGUGACUUCCAUGGAGUAUGGGAUUAGACCAGUGAUAGAGAAUGGCUUUUCACUCACUAGAAGUCUACUGCAAGUGAUUUAUGACAACAAUUUGAGUGAGCUCGAUCGUCUUAAAAGGGAACAGUUAAGAAGAAAAGAAAAGCAAUAUCAUAAAGAAGAAGUGAAACAAGAAGAAGUGACACAUAGAACACUAGAAUGGAUGCGAGGACUUCAAAAACAAUUUGACCCAGUUCCAAGAAUCAGAAGAUGAACAAAAGGCGGUGGUACAAAACACUGAGAAAAUUCAGGAUCAUCUGGAAAAGCAUGAUCAGGAAAAUCGUGAGUUGAAAGAUACAAUACUAAAGCAAGCAAGGGAAAUUAAAAAUCUUCAGGAAAUCCUUUUCAGACUAAUUUCAGUAAG